Necator americanus (New World hookworm) is the source of this 675-nucleotide messenger RNA. RefSeq lists its product as uncharacterized. Bases 1 to 675 code for a protein of 224 amino acids. Lineage: Eukaryota; Metazoa; Nematoda; Chromadorea; Rhabditida; Ancylostomatidae. The record is from RefSeq and is a predicted model, not a curated record. The transcript has 7 exons.
AUGCCUAACCACUACCAUGUUAAGCCGCUGAACCCCAUGUCGAGCCGCGGCCUAUCGCCGUCUCCUCCUACCCAACAUCGUUUCACAUGGUCAACCACCUAUGUCAAGCAAGCAAGCACAACGUCAUACCAUGCGUCGUCUACGUCGUCAUCAGGGGCCUUUUCGACCGCGAUAACGAGUGGACGUGAAGGGCGAUGGAGUUUGAAGAGGCGCCCACAAAUGUUCCAUCGAACACUAUUUUUCGAAUUUAUCGUUCUGGCAGUCUCUUUUUCGGAGACCAAUUUGAAGAAAGCCCCCGAGUGCUCCAAGCUGGAGGGGUUCGCUAUGGCUGGAGUGGACAAAUUCACCUUGGAUGAUAGUAGCAUAAGAGAUCAACUUUAUAGUGGAAUCUUGCAGUACGCAACUCAAUCACCCGAUAUCAAAUACGACUGCAGUGUCGAAUUAGCUGGAGGAUUGGUACUGGAUGACCCAGCGAAGGACUUUCGUUUUCUCAUGUCUAAUGGCAGAUUCCCCUUAAUUUCUGAAACUGACGGCAACUCCACUGUCGAGGAGGCUACUCAAGCAGCUUUAAAAUUAUGGGAGAAACAUAUUCCAAAUUUGGGCCCUAGAGAAGCGGUCGGGUGCAACUACGUUUUUGAAGACGACAGGCACAAAUAUAUCUGCAUCUUUGUGUGA